Molecule: messenger RNA, 4560 nt
Organism: Harmonia axyridis
Lineage: Eukaryota; Metazoa; Arthropoda; Insecta; Coleoptera; Coccinellidae
Product: zinc finger protein SNAI1-like
Exons: 4
Coding region: 459-1916 (485 amino acids)
Biological process (GO): regulation of DNA-templated transcription
Molecular function (GO): DNA-binding transcription factor activity, RNA polymerase II-specific; RNA polymerase II cis-regulatory region sequence-specific DNA binding
Source: RefSeq, a predicted model, not a curated record
GGGAGUGGUGCGUCGUUUGCUCUCCUUGAACAACAUAAAAAAACACAAAAGCCGGUGACAAAUUUGUGCCAAAGACAGAGUGAAGACAGUGACAACGGAUCAGGCCGAUGUUACGUGAGUCAUUGGUGUGCGGUAGGCUUCAUCUGGUGCUCCGUAGUCAACCACCCUUACAUUAAGAAUUGAAGCCGUCCAUUACUCUAACCUGCAUUACGUUCGUCCCCCGCUAUGAAGAGCUUCCGUCAAAGACUGACAUUUAGGGAAAUCGCCUUCAUAUAGUUUCGCCGUUUUGGAUCUGCUUACAGGUUAUAUACCUGUUGGUAACUUGUACUUCUUUACCGGGCCAACUUGUUGCUUUUCUGUCACCUAUCCCGUCACUGUCUCCCAGCAACCACCUGCAAAUUUCUGAUUCACUCGCGAACAUCCUGCCUCGCUGCCGCUUCAACGGAUUCUCUACUACCAUGCCACGUUGUUACAUGGUUAAGAAACUGAGCAACAAGUACCAGAGCAAUGCGAGAGAAGCGUGGGAGAAGAGCUCUGCCUCCCCGGAAAGUCCAACGGAGGGAUGUAUUGCUCCACCAUACUAUUACAGCCCUCUGGCAGACACUUCAAGUUUUAAUCCGGAAUUCGUACCAAAUGGCAGUCUCGAAGGAAUCAAACAGACAUCCAGCCACCACUCAACUGCCUCUCUUGGUCAAACACACCACAGUGUUCGGAGUGUCGAAGAAACAGAAGCUGCCCACGAUCUUCUUUCUUUAUCUCAAAGUCUACCACCUCUUCAGGCCCCUUCAGCCGUCACGAUACAUGCAACUCUACCUACAGAGGAAGCCAUAUCCCCUUCAAGACAGCCUUCGCCUUCACCACAAGACAACAACGCCAAACACCCAAAACCCCAGGUCAUCAUGCCCAUACCCUGCUACCCCUCCCCCAUCGUCUACGUAGUCCAAAUGCCUCCCCUUCCCACACCCCCAACGUCAGACUGCUCCUCCGACACCGAGAACCUCCAGAUACCAACUUUCUCCACGUUCGAAAAGAUAAAAUUCGCGAAUGUCCAGGCGCCGUCCGAGGACCAGAACAGCGACAUCUUGAUACUGCCGCUGUCGCCGGAACCGGAAGUUGUAGAAAAUGGCGCGGAUCGAUCGAGGAUGGCAGGCGGGGGCGAUACUGUCAAAAUGGAAACUGUGAUAGCGUCCUGCCCGUUGGACAUACCGGACAGGCGGAAACGCAAAAACAAAAGGACCAAUAAAACUAAGAAGACUUCAAAAAACAACAACGUCAACGAUACGGAACAGUCGGCGUCAGCUGACCUCAGGACACCGAAGGGGCCUAAACCAAAAUAUUACAAAGUUGUAGCAGUGGAAGAAGUAGACCAUGACUACCGCAUUCCAACAACGCCAAUGGAAGUAGUGACUGAGAUCAAAACGAAUCGCUACGUGUGCGGUGAGUGUGGUAAACAGUACGCAACGUCCAGCAAUCUUUCCCGACACAAGCAGACCCACCGAAGUCUGGAUUCGAACAACGCUAAGAAAUGUCUAACCUGUGGUAAGGCCUACGUUAGCAUGCCAGCCUUAGCGAUGCAUCUGCUAACCCAUAAAUUAUCCCACUGUUGCGGUGAAUGCGGAAAGCAGUUCUCUAGACCUUGGUUGCUCCAAGGUCACCUAAGGUCGCACACGGGCGAGAAGCCUUACGGGUGCGCGCAUUGCGGAAAGGCAUUCGCAGACAGAAGUAAUUUAAGGGCACAUAUGAUGACGCAUUCGCCCGAGAAAAAUUUCAGUUGUUUCAAAUGUAAAAAAACUUUUGUACUGAAGUCGUAUCUGAACAAACAUCAAGAGUCUGCUUGUUUGACAGUUGAGGAAAGAAAAACGUUGGAGAAUGAAACGAAGUCUGUUCAUGUUGAAACCCAAACGAUUCCUCGUUGAAAUUAUUAGGAAUAUUUCAUUUUUACAACUUCAAUUCUUAGAUAUCAGUCUGAUUCGGAACAAACGUCACCAAACAUUGUAUCCAAUCUAGAGGGUGUUUUACAAGUUUUGAGACAAACUUUGACAGAUGAUAGUUGUGCUCAUUUUGAACAUUUUUUUUAUGAACAUAGAUGCGAUCGUUUUCGUUUAGAGGUUACAAGAACUUGAAAUAAUUCAUUUUCAUGUUGGAGUUAAGUAGGCCGACCAACGAAAAUAACAGUUGAUAUGACAACUAAAAUUUUGUCCAUGGUAACUUCAAAAACAUGCACAAAAUGAUAGGUUAUCAUGUGAUCUAUCGAAUCAUAAUGAACAUAUAGGGGCACUAUAGAAUUCAUAAAACAUCAGACCACCAACGUUUUAGUUUCAACCUUUGGUGUGAGAUUCGAUUUGAUCCCAAUAGAUGUUGUAAAUGAUCGUACAAAGUACAAAUUUGUAAAAAAAAUUUGGAGUAAAACCUUUUUGACUAGAGCACAACAUUGUUGAAAACAAGAAGUAUCAGAAUGAUGGUGCAGCAAAUAAUAAUUUACCGAAUAAAUGGAUAAGUCGAGGAGGACUGAUGCCAUGGCUACCUUGUUCACCGGAUCUCAAUCCGUUAGAUCUUGAUUUAUUGGUAAAUAUGAAGGAACGCGACUAUAAUGUUGAAAUCACAUAUCAUCAACAAUUACUUGAUACAAUUCAAGAUGCAGAAAAUCAAAUAGGCAAAGACCCAAAUCUGAUCCGCCUAAUUCAGUUCGUUGAUGUGAAACUUGCUUUCAAGCCGAAGGUGAUCAUUUUGAGCAAUUUUUAUUGUUUGUUGUUUGUGAAGAUUAUACAAUGUUUGAAGUUCGAAAAAAGUUUUGACAAGAAAAUAUCUUUUUUAAUUCUUGUAACUUCUAAACGGAAACAUAUCAGACAUAGGAUCAUAGGAAAAAAUCUGGUAAAGUUUACUAUAGAGCUUGUAAAACACCCUGUAUAAUGUCGGAUUGAUCUAACCAAUGUUAACUCCUGGAAAUAUGUCAUUUACCAAAUAAAAAAAAUAUUCAGAUACAAUUCAUAUAUUUCUCUUUAUGGUUUAUGAUAUACAAAAUAACAUUUUUCAUUUCUACUCAUAUUGAUGAAUAUUUCACAAUCUUAAAUUACAAUAAAUAUUCUCGAUUCCAGUCCAUAUUCUUUGAUAUAUUAAAAGAACUCAUCCUGUGUAUUCUCAUUGAUUGAGAUUAGAGGUAUCCAUUGCUUACCAAUAAUCAGUUACUUGAAUUUGUGAUCUUGCUACUUGUCUGCCAGCCUGUCGCUUCUAGGAAUUUAUUCACCCAUUCAAGCCGGAUUUACAUAAAAUAAUUACCUAUUACAUUUAUGUAGGUAUAUGGUUUCCUGCUAUCUAUUGUGAUAUUUUUAUAUUUUAUACCUUGUAAGUAUGAUAACUGACAUCGUUUUUCCAUUGAAGAUAUUGAUUGCCUAAUGAAGCGUUUAUAUUCAAGAUUCAUUCAUUUCGAAAUUUUCUCGAAUAUCUUUACCUCUAGUUGUUGAUUGGGAUUGCUUUGUCAUCAGAAUUUUUUUGUCUUAUAAUUAUCCAUUUGAUUCAUUAAGGUCUGUCCAUUUCCCAUCAAAUAUGAUUCAUCAAUUGCCUACUGAGGAAGAUUUUUAAUCCAACUAAUUGUAGAAAUUAGUAAGCAGUAGUGUAAAAUGAUAAUUACUCAUUGCAUUAUCCAAUGUACAAGGCAGUCGGCAGCUAAGUUCCCACCGAUUGAUAAAUUCAGUUGACCAGAGGUGAAAGUACCGGGCCUACUAAAUAUAACGUGAACGCUGUUUGGUUGACAUGUCACAAAAGGUGUGUACAGAUGCAUUUUAUUAUGUACAUGCAAUUCUCCUCACCCUGGUAUAAUCACGAUCUCGUAUUCGUGUGCUCUUUUUUUUAUUGCAAUCAGAUGACUGGAUAGAGCUCGCGUGUUACACCCUCAAAAGGAGUUAAUUAUGAGAAAAUAAUUAUUUCACUCAACAACAUGCUUUUUAUCGACUGGUCUCUAGAAGAUGAAAGUAUUUUUCAUCAUGGGUAGUUAAGACAUUUAUGUAUAUUUUUGGCGCUGUCUUAUUGGUAAUGGAAGUGAUUUCCCAGGAAACGAGAGAAUACAUAUAUUGGCAAUUCCGAAAAAAGUACUCCUCAAUCGGGAAUCGAACCCGCAACCUCCAAACCAGUAGUCAAGCGCUCUCACCAGCUACCGAGGAUUCUGAAAGUUCCAAGCGUAUACGAGGAAUCCCUUCUACCAGAAUCAAAUGUUCUAUUCACCUUUCAUCCAAGUCGUCGUCGACAUAUAGCGACAUCAAUAGGUUUAUGAAUCUUUCGAACAACCGAAGAAUAUUGAGCCAAAGAUGAAUUUGAAAUAAUGAUUUUUGUCUGAAAAUAAUGGAUGAAAGAUGAAUAGAAUAGAGUUCCUCGUAUGCGGUUGGAACUUUCAGCUUCCUCGGUAUCUCAUUGAUGAGAGGGCUGGACUUGUUAUUUGGAGGUUGCGGGUUCGAUGUCCGCUCGAAGAGGUAAUUUUUCAGGAAUUAAAAAUCAUUUUCAUGCCAAUUCUCCCAAAUAUUUUCAGACAAAAAUCAUUAUUUCAAAUGUCAGAGAAAUAUUUUUUGU